GAAUUAUGUAUCUUUCUUUCUUUCUUUCUUUCUUUCUUUAUAUAUGUUCUUUACAUCAAGAAGAGCCAUUGGGUCAAGAAUUACGCUGAAAUUUCACAGUUUCCAUUGUCAACUGGGGCACUGAUCGUCUUGCGUUUUCACAAUUUAUGUCCAAAAACUUUUUUCUGCGCAAUUUAUUGGAUUUGGGGCUAAGAAAUUACUGGACCGACACAAGUACAAACACAACGGAUACUCACCGCACUUGCUUUACUGGCAUCGGAAAUCCUAACGCAUCCAUAUCGAUGUUACCACUUCCACCAGGGAGUUUUAUUGAUUGUGAAGAACUCAUUCAACAUGUUGGGGAGUUUGCAAUAUCCCAGGGAUAUGUUGUUACCAUCAAACAGUCUAAGAAAGACAAAGUGGUAGUACUUGGCUGUGACAGAGGAGGUGUUUACAGGAAUAGGCGUAAGCCUGCUGAUGAGACAUCUAGUGGACAUUCUCGAAAAAGGAAGAUGCAAUCUCGUUUAACAAAUUGUCCUUUUGAGCUUGUCGGUAAGAAGGAGGAUGGCUUGUGGGUUCUUACGGUAAAAAGUGGAUCACACAAUCAUGAAGCUUUAAAAGACAUCUCGGAGCAUCCCUCUGCUCAACGCUUCUCAGAGAAUGAGGUUAUGUUAAUUAAAGAGAUGACAGAUUCUGGUUUAAAGCCACGUCAGCUUUUGAAGAGGCUGAGGCAGACUAAUCCAGAUCUUUUGUCGACACCAAAGCAUGUUUACAACAUUAAAGCUCAGCUACGACAUGGGAAUCUUAACGUGAGGAGAUUCAAAACUUUGAGGCCUUGUAUAUCUUUAGAAGGGAGCAGUCAGCCUGCAAUGACUGCUGAGUCUUCUUGGAGGAGACACUAUCCUCCGAGGAACCCUAAUCUUAUUGGUGGUAGAUUUGUCGACUCGCAAUCAUCUACAUCGGUUGAUGUAAUAAACCCUGCAACACAACAAGUGGUCUCACAAGUUCCUUUAAGUACGUGUGAAGAAUUUAAGCCCGCUGUGUUUGCAGCUAAAAGAGCUUUCCCAUUGUGGCGGCACACACCAGUUGCAACUCGUCAUCUGAUCAUGUUCAAGCUUCACGAACUUAUCCAGAGAGACAUUGUGUUGGAUAAGCUUGCCUUCGCCAUAGCUACUGAGCAGGGUAAGACUUUGAAGGAUGCUUGCAGUGAAGUGCAACGUGGGCUAGAGAUAGUGGAGUGUGCUUGUGGUGGGGCACUGCUGCAGACAGGGGAGUUUGUUUCAAACAUGUCAAACGAAAUCGAUACUUUUAGUAUCAGAGAGCCUGUUGGAGUUUGUGCAGGAAUAUGCACGUUCACAUUCCCCGCUAUGAUUCCAUUGUGGAUUUUCCCAGCUGCGAUUUCAUGUGGCAAUACAUUCAUUCUAAAACCAUCUGAGAAAGCUCCAGGGGCUUGCAUGAUACUAGCAGAGUUAGUAAUGGAAGCUGGUUUGCCUAAUGGUGUCGUAAAUAUUGUCCAUGGCACCAAUCUAAGCUCCACUUUCGAUGAUUUAACAAUCACCAUUUGCUCAUUAACUUCCUUAAUUGACAUUGUAAAUGCCAUCUGUGAUGAUGACGAUAUUGAAGUUUUGUCUUUUGUUGGUACUGAUGCUGUAAGUUUGACCCUUGGGGAAGAUAAACUAACAGAACGUGCAAAGGUACUAAAAGUAAAUGCUGGAACUGAACCUGGUGCAGACCUCGGACCAGUAAUCAGCCAACAGGUGCAUACAUUGACUCUAAUUUCUACUCCGAUAGGAAAUUUGCAGUUAGUAGUGGAAUAUCUGGAGUUUGUACUGCAAAAUUACCAUGUAUUUAUUGCUUUUCGUCGAGUCAAGGAACGGAUAUCCAAGCUAAUCCAAGCAAUUGUUGAUAGUGGAGCCAAACUAGUUCUUGAUGGAAGACAAAUUGCGGAGUUGUUUGAUGGAGAUAACCUCCCGCCCUCCCAUAAAAAAAGGGACCCUGGUUGCAAUAGUUCUUCUGAAGACAUAACAAAUAGAACUGAUUGCAAUAGGAAGUCAGAUAGAGUCAUGUUUUCUAUCUCCACUUGUACCAAAGCUUCUUUCUUCUCUCUUAAACAUUUGUGGAUGACAAAAGAGGUUUCAAAAUAUGAAUUGGGCAACUUCAUUGGUCCCACAAUAUUAUCUGAUAUCAAAGAAAACAUUGAAUGUUCCAAGGAGGAGCUACUAGGUCCUGUUCUUCUUUGUAUGCAGGCUAAUAGCAUAGAUGAGGCCAUUAACUUUGUGAACCAAAAUAAAAAAUAUUGCUAUGGAACAUCUAUCUUCACAGGCUCCAGGGCUCUUGCGAGGAAAUUCCAGAUUGAGAUUGAAACAAGGCAGGUAGGACAUCCCUUUUUUACUUUUAUCUUGUGAUUCACACUUCCUGGUCAAUCAAAAAGGAUACUAAGGAAUACUUCCCAGGAGGUGAGAUACCGAGUUGACUGAUACAUGUGUUGGCAGGUAUUUAGUGGGUAGUCAAGGUGCCCACAAAUAAACCCAGAAAUCACCAUUAUAAAGAAAAUCUUAAUUAUAAAUAGAAAAACUGGGAAACUUGUCGGAAAAUCUAAACAAUUUUUCGCAUAUUGAUGGACUCAGGUUUGCAUAAAUACUGCUGUUCUUGCUCCUUUGCCCCUCUUCCCUUUCGCAGGCUCAGAGUUGUCUUUUGCUGGGGAUCUCAAUGCCAUUAGUAAACAUACUCGGAAGAUAUGCCUUUGUUCCUAUUAUCUACAAAUUUUUCCUGUAUCUUAAUUGUCUAAAUUGAGCUGUGAGCUACGCAGGCAAACCUGGUGUACACUUUUACACCCAAGUAAAGACAGUGACUCAGCAGUGGAAGUAAUUCCCCAGUAGUGAAGGAGGAUCGCCAACCUUAACGUCAAACUACCGUCAAAGUAAUGAUGGACUGUCUCAGGGACUGCAAGCUCCAAGUUAUCAGAAUGGCGAUGGUGAUUAUCAAAACGGCGAUGGAAUAUCUCCUCAGGGAUUACAAUCUAUUGAUUACCAAAGUGGUGAUGGAGCAUCUCUGCUGUUACAAUCAAGGGAUUUCUCAAAUGGAGAUGGAGUCCAUCUGCCUUUACACCCAAAGGAUUUUUCGGUGUGUGAUGGUGAAUCUCUGGGAGAUCAUUCAAGGAAUAUCCCAAGUGGUAAUGACAUAUCCCCAACAAUACCAAUAUCUGAUAGAUCUCAUUGGACAUUGACCUUUUGACUAGCAAUUAUUUAUCUUUGGAACUAGAAAAAUGUGAAUAUUAUUUAUAAUUUUGCUUGCUAAAGGUUUAGGUUUCUCCAA
Messenger RNA from Solanum dulcamara, 3294 nucleotides. RefSeq names its product methylmalonate-semialdehyde dehydrogenase [acylating], mitochondrial-like. The record is from RefSeq and is a predicted model, not a curated record. Gene Ontology annotation, cellular component: mitochondrion. The transcript is spliced from 18 exons. The coding region runs from base 147 to 2384 and encodes 745 amino acids. Gene Ontology annotation, biological process: L-valine catabolic process; thymine catabolic process. Lineage: Eukaryota; Viridiplantae; Streptophyta; Magnoliopsida; Solanales; Solanaceae. Gene Ontology annotation, molecular function: malonate-semialdehyde dehydrogenase (acetylating, [NAD(P)+]) activity; methylmalonate-semialdehyde dehydrogenase (acylating, NAD+) activity.